Schistocerca nitens (vagrant locust) is the source of this 1368-nucleotide messenger RNA. Its product is annotated as protein gooseberry-neuro-like. Gene Ontology annotation, molecular function: RNA polymerase II cis-regulatory region sequence-specific DNA binding; DNA-binding transcription factor activity, RNA polymerase II-specific. Lineage: Eukaryota; Metazoa; Arthropoda; Insecta; Orthoptera; Acrididae. Gene Ontology annotation, biological process: regulation of transcription by RNA polymerase II; anatomical structure development. The transcript is spliced from 8 exons. The record is from RefSeq and is a predicted model, not a curated record. Bases 94 to 1368 code for a protein of 424 amino acids.
GCGGCCGUGACGUUGGAGCGUGCUGGCCUGGGAACAGCCGAACUGUCGCCGGUGUGUGUCACGGGAGCGCGGACGACGUUGGCGGGCUGUGAGAUGACUGUUACCAAUUUCGGCACGAUGCGCCCCUGCUUCGCUGGUUACCCGUUCCAAGGCCAGGGCCGCGUGAACCAGCUGGGCGGCGUGUUCAUCAACGGGCGGCCGCUGCCCAAUCACAUCCGUCUGAAGAUCGUCGAGAUGGCGGCGGCGGGCGUACGGCCGUGCGUGAUCUCGCGGCAGCUGCGCGUGUCCCACGGCUGCGUCUCCAAGAUCCUCAACCGCUACCAGGAGACGGGCUCCAUCCGGCCCGGCGUCAUCGGCGGCUCCAAGCCGCGCGUCGCCACCCCGGAGGUGGAGGCGCGCAUCGAGCACUACCGCCGCGAGAACCCCGGCAUCUUCAGCUGGGAGAUCCGUGACAGGCUGAUCAAGGACGGGCUGUGCGACCGCAGCACGGCGCCCUCGGUGAGCGCCAUCUCGCGGCUGCUCAGGGGCCGCGACGGACACGACGACGGCAAGCUGCCCGACGGCAAGACGAGCGACGGCAGCGACUGCGAGUCCGAACCGGGCAUCCCGCUGAAGCGCAAGCAGCGCCGCAGCCGCACCACGUUCACGGCGCAGCAGCUGGACGAGCUGGAGAAGGCGUUCGAGCGCACGCAGUACCCAGACAUCUACACCAGGGAGGAGCUGGCGCAGCGCACCAAGCUCACCGAGGCCCGGAUUCAGGUGUGGUUCAGCAACCGGCGCGCGCGCCUGCGGAAGCAGCUGUCGAGCAGCGCGGCGGGGUACGCCCUGCCGGCCGGCUACCCCGCGCCACAGUACCUGCUGCCCCCGGACUCCUUCGCCGCCUCCACCACCGCGCCGCCUCCAGUGUCGGAGCACCACGGCGCGGCGGCGCUGUACUCGCCGCACCACCACGGACACCACGCGCACGCGCACGCGCACGCGCACGGCCACCACGCGGCCAUGCUGCCGGCCAUGGGCGCCGCCGCCGGCGGAUACUCGCAGGUCAGCGCCGCCACCGCCGCCGCCGCCGCCGCCGCUCUGCUUUCCUGCGGCGACUCCACCGAACGCGAGCCUCGUAAGCGCUCUAGUCUGAGUCAGAAGCCAGAGAAGGAGACAACACGAGCUGAAGGGGAAAACGAGCACAAACGCUUGAAGGUCAUCCGCGAAGGUCGCCCAAAAGGAAAAUAUCGACGUCGCAGGCUGUCUCGUGAGUGUAGCGGCGGCGGCAGCAGCGCUGACGGGGCAGAGAGCUGCUCAAUGAGCCGGGGACCUCUUGUCAGCGGCGGCUGCUGGGAUUCGCUGGCGUCGCCACAACGUGCUGUGCGAUGA